CUCAUAUCCCGCCGGUCGGCCUGGCCAGCCUAGCGCUCGCGCGCAGUAAGCUUGCUGCUACGGACCUGCCCGCGAUUGUGGUCGGGCGCCCGGCUCGUCGUACAGCCGCCCCUUGCUUAUAAGGAGCCCGGCCCUGGGCUUUUGUUGUCUACCACAACAAGCAAUCACACUCUGCCCAUUGCAGCUGAAUCUGUUUGCCCUCGAGACCGUCUUCAGCCAGUCAGCCAGUCAAGCGCUCCCUCAGCCUGUGCGGUAGUUUUCCUCGCGCGAAGAAGCGUCCGCCCUAGCGAAGAGCACCAUGAUGAAAAUUGCCGCAACCAAGAACGGCCAGCGGGGCCUACCAGGACGUGGCGGGUGAGGAAGCCUGCUGGGCAAGCGGGGUAGCUAGGGGCGCCCGUUCACAUAGCGUUGCGCGCAUUAGCCUCGCGCGGCCCCGGUUGGUGCUUGUGUGGCCUCUGUGCGUUGGUUUCGGGCGUCGCGGUAGCGACCCCGACGCCUUGGCACAGCGGACAUGCAACGGCAAAAUGCUACUCGAACUUCGAACAUCUUAGCGAGCUCGCAUUGUGAGCGCGCCCUGUCGUCUUACGUGCCGUGAAUAUCCGUGUUCGUUCAGGCUCCCGUGUGCGAACGGUGCACGUACUGGAAGAAACAUGAUGUGCACGGCGGCAGGCCAUGUGCCGCCGCAGCGUGUCCGUGGUGUCCUCGGGGUUGCUGCGCCGCGCCCCGCCACCGCCAUCGCAUCGCCGCCCAAGCCAGCGCCUGCUGCCCCGCAACGGAACUGCAUCAGCGACCCGGGCAAUGCACCUGCCCCUCCGGCCGCCUGCGCCCAGGCGGCGACUGUUGUCCAGCCGCACCAGGUGUUGCGUGUGCUCAUCUGUAACGAGCAGCUCAACCGCACCCUGUCUCCCUGGGCGAGCGGCGAGGCCACGGUCAGCGGUGCCAAGCGUGUAAACACCGCCGGCGGCUUCAACGGAGCUCCCGAGCGCACCGUGGACCGCGCGAUGGUGACCCUCACUGGCUCCGCUGCCUGUAAAGCCGCCGCUGCCGGUGUGGGCCAGUCCUGCGUGCUGGCGGACGGGCGGCCAGCAGUUCAAGUGCUGGCGGCUGUGAAGACCGUGACAGCAACUCUGACCCCCACGGAGGCGCACCUGUUGAAGACCUACCCGGCGGCCGCCAGCCUUGCGCUUCUGCCUAGCGUCAAGCUGCUGGGGCAGGAGCUGGAGGCGUAUACCAAGACCAUGAAGCGCGCCACGGACGUGCACGGCGCUCACCUGGCGCAACGCUGCUUCCUGCGGCUGUACGGCUGGGAGCUCGUGUGCACCGGCCCCGACACAUACGCGCUGCGCUCCUACUGGCAGUGGCAGCAGCACGGCUCCCUGAGGGAGUACCUCAUCCGCUGCUUGGAGCACCCCGACAUCCGGAUGGGGCGCACCAUGCUCAUCGCCGCGCUGCAGGAGGUGCUUCAGCUGAUGCACAAGCUGAGCCGGGCCGGCAUCGUGCUCGGCGACCUGAAACUGGACAAUAUGCUCGUUGACGCGCACGGCCACGUGACUCUGUCGGACGUGGACGGUGCCGGGCUGCUGGAGGAGGGGCUGCUGCGCACCGCCCAGCUGGUGGCGGCGCAGGCGGCCGCGCAGGCGGCGGCCAUGUGCUUGGACCCGGUGGCGGCGGAGGCGGCGGUGUGGCGGGCGGCGGACCUGAUGUUUACUCAGGAGCAGCCGACCAUGAUCACGGACGCCUUUGCGCCGUUCGAGAUGAGGGCGCUCCACUUGAUGUGCGGUGCGUCGCACCAGCACCUGGUGGGCGCAAGCCUGGGGGCGCUGCUGGCGGCGAUCCAGCCGCUGCUGCUGGCGGCGGGCCGCACGGCCUGCUUCUAUUUCGUGACGGAGCUCAACGGCCUGGCGAUGGGGCUACAAACCCUGGCGCACACCAACCGGCCCGACCUGCAGAGUGUGUGGUCGCAGCUGGAGGCCAUCGGGGCGCGGUGGGUGUGAUGCUUGGCGACAAGCUGGGCAGGCGGCUAGGAUAGCUAUAUAGGGAGCUGUUAGGAGGCUGGGGCAAGUGAGUCUGCCGGUUCGAUCGUGGAAAGAAGCUUGUGGGGAUGCAUGGGCGUAAGCAUGUGACCGCGUGUGCUGUGUGAGAACCUGCUGAGGUACAGAACCAAGGCUGCAUCAGGAUAGUCGGCGAAAGACACAUCUAGAUGCCCCAGGGCGCCGUCCGCCGGGUUAUAGACUUGUGUGUCGUAGAACUUUAGUGUUCCGCCCACAAAGGCUGUGUGGCAAUAGCAGGGCGCUUUGGUUUAGUAGAGCGUAAGUGGUUGUAAUUCAGCAACAUGCGUUGAUAGUAGCGCAGACACCGGACUGGUGAUGGGUGUGAGGGACGGAUUUGAGGGACGAAUUGUGGUACUGUCUUUGAUAACGUAUGUGUGCGGGUGCACAGCUUUAGAGUGAUGGGGCCUCUGCGGUCGGCGUACGCGGUAUUGUUCCCAUGACGCCCUCCCGUGUGAUGUCCCGCAUGUGUGGACGACUGCUGGACGUGUACGAAACUGGUGAGGCUUGAUCCGGCAUGGUCCUA
Molecule: messenger RNA, 2574 nt
Organism: Chlamydomonas reinhardtii
Lineage: Eukaryota; Viridiplantae; Chlorophyta; Chlorophyceae; Chlamydomonadales; Chlamydomonadaceae
Exons: 5
Coding region: 651-1994 (447 amino acids)
Source: RefSeq, a predicted model, not a curated record